UCGCUUCAUCUCCCAAGGUUCAGCUCUUCCUUCAACCUCUUCUUGUUGUCUCGAAAUAUCUGCCAUGACCACUCUCAACAGAUCCUUCUCGUCGCGCUUUUCAACCAAGAACCAGGCAAAUGGUUCAAUACCUACCGAGGGCGCUCCUUCUUCGAGCGACUCUGGCACCAUGAAAGCCUUGGCGCACAUCAAGGACCUCAUGAAACGUCCUGUGGAAGAAAUCAAUGAGUCGGCAGUUUCCGGUGCCCUUGACGCCAUCUCCCAUGCAGGUGCAAUUGAUGACCGCAAGAUGAUGCUCGAGCACUUGCUGUCCUUCAUGUCCGAUCACCCUUCGGGCAAGAUUUCCAGCUUGGCUCGGACUUUCACCAUUAAGACUCUGUAUAACGACCUCACCCACCCGCCUGCUACCUUCAUUGGGCCGGAGUAUCAGUUCCGCGCUGCUGAUGGUUCAAACAACAACCCUGAUGCUCCCGACCUCGGCAAAGCUGGUACACCUUAUGCACGGUCUGUCCAGCAGUCAAACCCCUUACCGCGCAACCAAAUGCCCGACGCCGGUCUCGUCUUUGACACCCUCCUCCGCAGAGACAAGUUUACCGAGCAUCCCCAGGGCCUGUCCUCCCUCAUGUUCUCCUUUGCAGCACUCGUCAUCCACAGUGUAUUCCGUACAGACCACACGCCCGGCAAGACGCAUAUCAACAUGACUUCAGGCUAUGUCGACCUUGCCCCGUUAUAUGGAAAUAACCAAGAGAUGCAGGACAAGGUUAGACUCAAGGAGGGACGCGGGUUACUUUGCCCCGAUGUAUUCGCUGAGGACCGUCUCCUUUUACUCCCUCCUGCGGUGUGCGUGCUCUUGGUGUUGUUCAACAGGAACCACAACUACAUCGCCCGUCGGUUGCUCGAGAUCAAUGAACGAGGUACCUGGAAGGAUCCUGCCCACCACGAGUUCACCCACGCUCAGCUAUUGAAGCAAGAUGAGGACAUCUUCCAGACCGCCCGUCUGUGCAACUGUGCAUGGUUCGCAGCUGUGGUUUUCUCCGACUAUUUCUCUGCUAUUCUGGGCCUCGUGCGCAAAGGCUCGAACUGGAGUUUGGAGCCAUUCGAUGAAAUUCGUAACGAUGACAACCAGAUCUUUGAACGUGGCCGUGGCAAUGCUUGCAGUGUGGAAUUCAACUGUUUGUACAGAUGGCACGCGACCACCUCAGCCGAGGAUGAAGCGUGGAUCACUGCUCAGUUCCAGAAGAUAUUCCCUGACAAAACUCCUGAGGAUCUUACGUUGAGGGACUUCUAUUCAACUGAAGCGAAGCUCGAGAAGAGCGAACCGGAUGUUCAGCACUGGACAUUCGAUAGCAUCCAGCGUGAGACCGAAGGUCCCAAGGCGGGUUCAUUCAAGGACUCUGAUCUUGCAAAUUACCUUAUGAAUGCGACAUCCCAUCGCGCUGCUGCUUUCGGUGCUCGUAGCACACCCUCAAUCAUGCGUCUCCAUGAGAUCAUGGGUAUCGAGGCCAACCGAUCAUGGGGCGUUUGCUCGCUCAACGACUUCAGGAAGUUCCUUGGCUUGAAGACGUACACCAGUUUCUUAGAAUGGAACCCCAACCCCGAAGUUGCUGAAGCUGCUGAAAAGCUUUACGGUGACAUCGACAACCUCGAGUUGUACGUCGGUCUCCAGGCCGAGGAAACCAAGCCUCUCAUCGAGGGUGCAGGACUCUGCCCAGGUUACACCAUCUCUCGUGCCAUCCUGUCGGAUGCCUUCGCCCUGACUCGUGGUGACCGCUUCUACACGCAGGACUUCACGCCUUACAAUUUGACCGCCUGGGGUUUCGCCGAUUGCCAGCGAGACCCUGACGCCUACGGUUUCGGUUCUACUCUUGGUCGUCUCUUCCUCCGCACGCUUCCCAAUGAUUACUCAAAAGACAGCAUCUACACAUGGUUCCCUCUCGUACACCCAGAGCCUAUGGAGGGUUACCUGAAGAAGCUUGGCAAGCUCGAUGGAUACUCUCUGGCUCGGCCGAAGCCUCAGGAGCCUGCUACUACUGUCGAGAAUUACGUCGAGGUCGGUGAGGUGCUUCGCGGCACUGACAAAUUCGUACCCGAGUACGUCGAGCACGCAGCAGAGGUCAUCACGGGUAAAGGCUUCUUUACCGCAUCUGAAAACGGCGUUGAGGAGCAGAAGCAAUUCAUCAGUGCGCUUGCUCCAACUCCAGAAGAUGUCUCCGCGAUCGGCACGUACUUCUUCAACAAGACCAAGGAACUUAUCGACCAGCAUUCGUUCGCCCUGAUCGGCAAGAAGACUCGUGCUAUUAACAUUGUCCGGGAUGUGUUGAAGUUCGUGCCCCUGCAUUGGGCUGCUACUGAAAUUGCUGGCAUUCCCCUCAAGACCAAGCAAACACCUCAUGGCGUUUUCACUGCGGCUCAGUUGUUUGACAUGCUUGCUGAGAUUUACGAAUUCAUCUUCCUCGAGGUUGAGGCAGCAAAAUACAUGCCAAUGAAGCAGAGGGCCAAGGACCAUGUGGAAGAGCUGACGCAUCUUAUCAAGGGUGCUCUUGGUAGUGCUGGGAGCAAACUUCCUUUCGCUGGACUGAUUGGCACGAUGACUGGUCUCUUCGGUGGCAAGGGAAAGAAGAACCACAGUGAGAUUGUCAAGCGCCUGUUUGCGUUUGGUUAUUCCAACGACCAGGUCGUGAACUCCAUUCUUGCAUUGUUGGUCGGCUCCACUGUCGAGAUGUCUCUCGCUUUGACGAACGUUGUCUACCAGCUCGUUCGUACGGAGGACGAUCGGAGCCAAACUAUUCAAGCGCAUCACAGUGGGGAUAUCAAAGACCUGGCUCAUUUGACUGCCUAUAUUGUUGAGGCACUCAGGAUCGACCCACCUUUCAAGGGUGUCUACCGUGUCGCGAAGCAGAGUCACUCUGUAGUUGCUUUGAAUGUCAAGCAAGGCCAACGUCUGUUCCUGGACGUUGCCGCUGCAAACAUGAAUGAGGACGCAUUCCCCAACCCGACGUUCUUGGAUACCACUCGUACUCGUGGGCGCUAUCUCCAGGAUGACGGGUGCCUCAAAGUCCUUGGAAGUGACCUUGCUUUGACGAUGAUCGCUGAAGUCCUUCGUGCCGUCCUUACCUAUGACAACGUUCGUCGCGGUCCGGGCCAGUCAGGCAGACUUGCUCGUUUCCACGAUCCAGCAAUCCCUUCGCUGCGCUAUGCAUACCUCAACGAGAAGAUGGCGCACAGCCCGUGGCCCACGUCGUUGGUCUUCAAUUACGAUGUUUCUGCUUGAACUUUUGUACUGAUUUGUUUUGGAUGAACGUUGAUGAUAUGAUCUACUCAAUGUCGCUGAGCGUAUCUACGUGAUCUUUGUUGUUAUCUUGUACCGUGUUAUCUUACGUAGUUUUUGCGCCGUUGGUUGAUGGUUCUAAUGAAAAUUCUUGAUUCACUCCGUUCG
Molecule: messenger RNA, 3436 nt
Organism: Suillus paluster
Lineage: Eukaryota; Fungi; Basidiomycota; Agaricomycetes; Boletales; Suillaceae
Product: heme peroxidase
Exons: 19
Coding region: 65-3271 (1068 amino acids)
Biological process (GO): response to oxidative stress
Molecular function (GO): monooxygenase activity; oxidoreductase activity, acting on paired donors, with incorporation or reduction of molecular oxygen; peroxidase activity
Source: RefSeq, a predicted model, not a curated record